Sorex araneus (European shrew) is the source of this 3440-nucleotide messenger RNA. It is a transcript of the gene WDR43, whose product is annotated as WD repeat domain 43. Bases 39 to 2075 code for a protein of 678 amino acids. Gene Ontology annotation, cellular component: nucleolus. The transcript is spliced from 18 exons. Lineage: Eukaryota; Metazoa; Chordata; Mammalia; Eulipotyphla; Soricidae. The record is from RefSeq and is a predicted model, not a curated record. Gene Ontology annotation, biological process: maturation of SSU-rRNA from tricistronic rRNA transcript (SSU-rRNA, 5.8S rRNA, LSU-rRNA). Gene Ontology annotation, molecular function: protein binding.
ACGGGCGAACACGUGGCUACCGCGAAGCCGGAGCAGCAAUGGCGGCGGGCGGCGGCGGCGUUGCCGACCCCCUGUCCCCCGCGGGGGUGCCCUGCGCCUUCGCCCCGCAGAACCAGGCCUACUUCGCCCUAGCGUCCACCGACGGUCACCUGCGCGUGUGGGAGACCGCCAGCAACCGGCUGCACCAGGAGUACGUGCCCUCGGCGCACCUCAGCGGCACCUGCACCUGCCUGGCCUGGGCGCCCGCGCGGCUGCAGGCCAAGGAAAGUCCCCAGAGGAAAAAAAGGAAAUCAGAAGCAAUAGGAACGAGUAACCAGACUGACUUGUUGGCUCUUGGUACAGCAGUUGGUAGUAUUUUGUUAUACAGUACAGUAAAAGGAGAAUUGCAUAGUAAAUUAAUAAGUGGUGGACAUGACAGCAGAGUCAAUUGUAUACAGUGGCACCAAGACAAUGGCUGUUUGUAUAGUUGUUCAGAUGAUAAGCAUAUUGUGGAGUGGAAUACACAGACAUGCAAAGUCAAGUGCAAAUGGAAAGGUGACAACAGUAGUGUCAGCUCCCUGUGUCUCAGCCCAGAUGGAAAGAUGUUGCUUUCAGCUGGCCGAACAAUCAAACUAUGGGUUUUGGAGACCAAAGAAAUCUACAGACACUUCACAGGACAUGCAACGCCCGUUUCCUCACUUAUUUUUACUACUAUUCGGCCUCCUAGUGAGAGUCAGCCCUUUGAUGGAGUCACAGGCCUUUAUUUCUUAUCUGGGGCAGUACACGACCGGUUACUUAAUGUCUGGCAGGUCCGGUCAGAAAAUAAAGAAAAAAAUGCAGUAAUGUCUUUCACAGUGACAGAUGAACCUGUCUACAUCGACUUAACUUUAUCAGAGAAUAAAGAAGAGCCUGUCAAGUUAGCUGUUGUUUGCAGAGAUGGUCAGGUUCAUCUUUUUGAACAUAUAUUAAAUGGAUACUGCAAAAAACCUUUGACUUCAAACUGCACAAUUCAAGUAGCAACACCUGGGAAAGGCAAGAAAUCAACACCAAAACCCAUCCCUAUUCUAGCAGCUGGAUUUUGCGCAGACAAAAUGUCAUUGUUACUUGUUUAUGGCAAUUGGUUUCAGCCUGUCAUUGAAAGAGUGGCUUUAAAUUCCAAAGAACCUCAUAUGUGUUUAAUACGAGAGAUGUCAAACUGCUGGGCCCCCAAAGUAGAGACAGCGAUAACAAAGGUGAGAACACCGGUGAUGAAUUCUGAAGCGAAGGUUCUCGUCCCUGGGAUACCUGGUCACCGAGCUGCCAUUAAGCCUGCUCCUUCACAGACUGAGGAAGUCGAGAGUAAGAGGAAGUUAGGGGAAAAGGAGGUUAGCAUUGAGGAGCGCCUGGGAGCACUGGAUAUCGAUACAAAACGAGAGAAGGGCGACCUCCUGCAGACGAACAGUUUCCCAGUUCUUCUUGCGCAGGGUUUAGAGAGUAAUGACUUCGAAAUGCUAAAUAAAGUGCUUCAAACUAGGAAUAUAAACCUAAUAAAGAAGACUGUAUUAAGGAUGCCCCUGCAUGCUGUUAUUCCAUUGUUACAAGAGCUCACGAAGCGAUUGCAAGGCCAUCCGAAUAGUGCUGUUUUAAUGGUCCAGUGGCUAAAAUGUGUAUUAACGGUCCAUGCGUCCUAUCUCUCCACAUUGCCUGAUUUGGUUCCCCAGUUGGGGACACUCUACCAGUUGAUGGAAAGCAGAGUUAAAACAUUUCAGAAACUCUCUCACCUUCAUGGGAAGCUUAUUCUUCUAAUCACGCAAGUUACAGCAUCAGAAAAAACAAAGGAAACGACUUGUCCUGUACAGAAUGCAAAAUUGGUGUACGAAGAAGAAUCUUCUGAGGAGGAAUCUGAUGAUGAAAUAGAUAAGGAUUCUGAUGAUAAUUGGGAUGAGGAUGAGGAAGAGGAGAAAGACAGUGAAAAAGAGGAGGAGGAUGUUGAUGACGAAAAUGAAGAGGAAGAUGAGGAUGCUGAAGAAAAUGGUGAGGACAGAGAUGUGACAAGUGAGAAAGAAUUGAAUGGAGAUUCUGACUUAGAUCCUGAGAACGAGAGUGAAGAAGAAUGAAGACAAAAAUCUAAGCCAGUCGAACUAUAGAAACUCUGACUCACGCUGCCCGGCGCUGCCGGGCACAUGGGGAGGGUUUUCUGUGUGACAGGAUGCCAACGGCUGUUGCACAGUUCCAAGUUCCCCUUGGUGGCUCCCGUGCCACCUGCUGUCUCAGUACCCCAGACAUAACUGUGUAAAUAAGAGUGUUUCAUUCGAAUGUUAAUAAACUUUACACAGUAAAUAGAUACAUUUUCUGCAAUGUACUGACAUGAGUGUUCAAUAUAUGGUAUAUUUUUUUAACAUAAUACCCUAAUGGUUCUGCCAAGAAGCGACCUCAGUGGAGAUAAAGACAUUUUCCCUGUGUGAAGGAAUCGACUCUUCCUCAGGUUGGUAUCUUUCAUCAGAUCUAGAUCCACGUAGCGCCAACACAAGGAUUUUGUUACAUUUUUCAGAAAAUUUGAAGGACAACUAAAAACUAGACUGAAAUGAGUUUGACUAUUAAAAAAAAAAAGUCACGAGGUUCCCUCACGUCUGUUAACUACUGGUCUGACGUGAAGCAGGUGAGCCAUUGGGAGGGUUUUCCAGACAACCAUUUAUUUUUUAAGCUGUCAUGUGAAAUAUUUUUCUACAACACAAAAUUACAGUGAUUUAAAAAUUAGGGAAAAAAUGUAGGCACAUUAAGGAUUUUUCUUGACUGAGUCUCCUGUAAAAAAAAAAUCAUUGUAUAGAUUACAAAUGCUCAUAAUCUGCAACUUUUAAAAAAAUCAGUCAGAGCUGCUUUUGAAGAAUUUUUAUUUAAAUUCCUAAUGGAUCAAAGAGCAAUUGUUUAUUUUUUUUCUCUUUGGUUUUAGAUAUUAAUGAUAACCUGUUGGAAUUUUUUUCCAAAGAAAAUAUUUUUAUAAUUCAGUAACUUAAUGUUUUCCUUCUCAUUAUCCUCUCAGCAGUGUAGGGUAUCUGUUUACCUUUAAAGUAAAAAUCGGACUCGAUUUUUUUAUGUAUGUGUACAUAAUAUUUUGGUGCGCUACAAAAACCUUUUCAAAUCACCAAUAACCACCCCCCCCCCACUUUUUUUUUUUUAAAGAAAAAGAUUGAACCAGUAUUUGCUCUCUAGGGAAUAUGGGGCAGGAAGCUUAAGUCUAAGCACGGGCUGGGGAGAUGGGUGUAUUUCAUCUGUGCAAAUGUCAAUGAACUGUUAACAUAGGUGGCAGAGCAGAGCUCACUUCCCUCCACAACUAGAACUGGAGCCAUAUAAGGAUCAUGGGAAAGCAAGUGUGAGUCAGUUACUGGUAUAAUGUACAGUUUUAUUUGUCUAUAAAUGGAGUUGUUUAUGGCAAUUUAAUACCAUUCUCUUUGUAAAGUGAAUAAAUAUUCCUCUUUACCGAG